AGCUAUAGAUGACGCGUGGAAUGAAAACAAAAGAUGCGUACGGAGAAAUUAAAGUAAGUUUUGGCUAUCAAUGCAAUGACGAAAAAGGCAAUUCUUGUGACUUAUCUGAUGGUAUUGAUAUCCCAUCUGGAAUUAAACUACGAAGAACCAACAGUUCCUUCUCCUGCCUGUCUGGGGCUGCCUUAAGUGCCAAUGCCACAUUGGCUAACACAAAUAUUUGCAAUGGAUUAAUUGGGGCAGAAAUACUCCCUACUUGGGACUCCCCCAAUUCAUUUCGGAAGAUUCCUUCUUCACCCUCACUUUCAAAGUUGGAUCUGUUAUCAUCGUCUCUCCAGAGUAGCAAUUCAAACUUGAGCUGUAGUCCAUCCACUACAAGUGAUCUACUUGAAUAUGAUUCCUUUUCUUUGAAGUCCAUGAGUGCUCCUUCCAGAAGUGAAGGUUUCCUAAAUACUAUGGAAGUACAAGUGGCAGGUGGUGCUGCCGGUGAAGACAGAGUUCAGGCCGUUUGUUCUGAAGAGAAUGGGUGGCUUUUCUGUGCCAUCUAUGAUGGCUUCAAUGGAAGAGAUGCCGCCGAUUUUCUUGCUGGAACAUUAUAUGAAACUAUUGGGUUUUACCUUAACCUCUUAGACUGGGAAUUCAAGCAGGAUCCAAUUAGAGCUUCUGAUAGUUUGGGUUCAGAUGGGUCCCUUCACUGUAAUCUUGAUGUUUACAAUAGAAAUGAGGGUAAUAUUGCUAUAAAAAAUGCUAACAAGGGCACGUAUCUUGAUUACUAUGUCAAUAGACCUUCCUGCGCUGAAUGGGGAAGAUCAUCUGAUUCAUUCAAACAUAGGGUCCUUGAUAGCCUUCAACGUGCUCUUGGUCAAGCAGAGAAUGAUUUCCUGUACAGGGUUGAACAAGAAAUGGACAACCGUCCCGAUUUAGUGUCAAUUGGAUCUUGUGUUUUAGUUGUGCUUCUCCAUGGGAAAGACUUGUAUGUGCUCAACUUAGGUGAUAGUCGGACUGUAUUGGCAACAUAUGGUGAAGGCAAUGAGAUGAAUGAGAAUAAUGGACUGCUGGCUAUUCAGCUCACUGAUAGUCAUACUGUUGACAAUGAAGUCGAGAGAACCCUACUUUUGUGUGAUCAUCCAGAUGACCCGACCACAGUUGUAGCUGGAAAGGUGAAAGGAAAGUUGCAAGUCACUCGGGCAUUAGGAGUCGGCUACUUAAAGAAGAAAAAUAUGAAUGAUGCUUUGAUGGGUAUUCUUCGGGUUCGUAAUCUUAUAAGUCCACCAUACAUCUCCAUUCAGCCGUCACUUAAAGUCCAUGAAAUUUCGAAUUCUGAUCACUUUGUCAUACUUGGAAGCGAUGGUUUAUUUGACUUCUUCAGCAAUGAUGAGGCAGUGAUGCUUGUACAUUCUUAUAUCUUAAGCAACCCUUCGGGUGAUCCAGCAAAGUUUCUAUUGGAGCAGCUUGUAGUGAGAGCAGCUGAUUGUGCAGGUACAGUGCCAAUUGUCUUGGGCUCAAAUACGAUUAUUCUUUCAUCUCUGUUGUUUUAUGAUUUAAGUACUUCAAAAUCUUGAUUCCAUCUAAUAAGAACACCUUUAUGAUAUGCCCAUUACUGAUGCUUAAUCUGACAGCAUUGAUGCACUCUGCUAUGUUUCCUUAUCUUUGAAUAAAAAUUGACUAGGUUCAGAAUUUUUUGCACAUUAAGGUGGUCAACGAAAGAAUAACACUAAGGGCUUGUUAAAUCCCACCUUUAACUUACAGGUUGAACCUACGAAAAGUGUAUGCAACCAAAUCUAUUAUCAAAAUGCCCACAAUUUGGUCCCACAAUUCUCAAUUGUUCAAAGCAUUAAUUUACUGUUGCAGGUUUCACCAUGGAGGAGUUGAUGAAUAUCCCAGCUGGUAGGCGAAGGAAAUAUCACGAUGAUGUAACAGUAAUUGUGAUCAUCCUGGGGACAAAUAAGCGCACUUCAAAGGCAUCAACAUGCCUAUAAGUUCUUCUACAUAUUAUACAAUACCAGCACUACACACAAGUAUUUCCUUCAUAUCAUGUGACUGCAUUGGAGUCGGUUGCUGAAGUCACUUGCCUACAAGACAGUCUGUUAGUUAGUUAGUCGUUGCUGGCAUUGUAACUAGGAUUGACUAUAAAUACUUGUAUUCUGAACUGAAAAUGUAAUGGAAAAUAAUUGUUUCUCUUACCUUCUCUGUGUGCCUCCGUCUUCUUCUCCAAGCUUUCUAUGAAAUCUAACACAACAUCCUUUUCAUUUCAUAUUCUGUAAUUUGUGAUCAUUGUUUUUUUUGGGAUUGAAAACCUUAAAAUUUUGUCG
Molecule: messenger RNA, 2309 nt
Organism: Ilex paraguariensis (yerba mate)
Lineage: Eukaryota; Viridiplantae; Streptophyta; Magnoliopsida; Aquifoliales; Aquifoliaceae
Source: the annotation of a GenBank genome assembly